Molecule: messenger RNA, 5789 nt
Organism: Hipposideros armiger (great roundleaf bat)
Lineage: Eukaryota; Metazoa; Chordata; Mammalia; Chiroptera; Hipposideridae
Gene: RECQL4
Product: RecQ like helicase 4
Biological process (GO): telomere maintenance; DNA replication; double-strand break repair via homologous recombination
Cellular component (GO): nucleus; cytoplasm; chromosome
Molecular function (GO): four-way junction helicase activity; zinc ion binding; 3'-5' DNA helicase activity
Source: RefSeq, a predicted model, not a curated record
AUAUGGGCAUCUUGAUGGACAGGUCAGGGGAAUGUGAAAAGCGGUCAGUAGGAGGAGGGGGGAGGGGGAGGGUGAAGGUGGGGUGAAGAAAAGAGCAACGCUGUUUCCUGAGAUGCUGGGCCAGGAAGGAGGCUCCAGGUAGGUGCGCAAGGUGUGAGGCCGCUCUGGGCCGUCUGCUGCCACCUGGGGUAUCAGAUUUGACCUCGAUUGGCCGGGGAGGUGGGCUUUUUCUGACCCACGCCCUCCCCCCAGCCUGGUAUAAGCUUCUAGGCAGUAUUUAUUCACCACCUUUUUAUUCAGCACGUUAGACCCGCUGGCUGCCCAGGGGAUGGGGUAGGACACACAGGCAAGUGCAAAUAUCUCGCCCACGUGUGGGCAGCCAGCCUCCGAGGUGCUGACGGACAGCCUGCGCGCUCCAGAGCCCCGCUCCCAGCCCGUCUCCAAGUUCACGAACUCGCACCCCAGUUCACGCACUCCGCCGUCAGGCGGCCCUGUCCCCAUCCCGAAGGCAGGGUGGGCCCCCGGGAGUCCGGGAAACCGGCGCGGCCAGCCAGGCUGGGCAAGCUCCGCAGCCGACACCGGAACCCAAAGUGCGAGGGCUCGGCCGCAGAGGGACGCGUGUUCGCGCAGCGCCGCCACCACGUGACCCACUGGCCGCUUCCGGCACCAGAGAAGGAUGUGGCUCGCGUGCAGGACGCUCCGGACCUGGGCCCUGCCCUUGGCGAGGCCCCCCGGGGCCUGGGCCUGCGGUGGGUGCAGGGGCGUCUCCUACACUCAGGGCCAGAGCCCCGAGCCUCGCACCCGAGAGUACUUUUAUUACGUGGAUCAUCAGGGCCAGCUUUUCCUGGAUGAUUCCAAAAUGAAGAACUUCAUCACCUGCUUCAAAGGGGCAGGGUUCGGGAGGCGCACCCCACCCAGGCCGACUGUACUGAAGCUGGUGAAGAGGCUGAAGAAGCUUCGUGGUCCACAACUGGACCCGCAGGAGAUGGCCCCGGGGCCGCCAGCACUGCUGCUGCUGUCGCUGCUCUCACUGCCCAGUCUCUCGCCCUGCGCCGCUGGCUGCCCGGCGGCCUGCCGCUGCUACAGCGCCACGGUGGAGUGCGGGGCCCUGCGGCUGCGCGUUGUCCCGCCUGGAAUCCCGCCAGGGACGCAGACAUUAUUCCUGCAGGACAACAGCAUCGCGCACCUGGAGCCAGGCAUCCUGGCGCCCCUUGCCGCCCUGCGCCGUCUCUACCUGCACAACAACAGCCUGCGCGCCCUGGAGCCAGGCGCCUUUGGUUCGCAGUCGCGCCUGCUGGAGCUGGCACUCACAGGCAACCGGCUGCGAGGCUUGCGUGUGGGCGUCUUCUCUGGCCUGGCCCAGCUGCGCAUACUCUAUCUAGCUGGUAACCAGCUGGUGCAGCUGCUGGAUUUCACUUUCCUGCACCUGCCGCGACUACAGGAGCUGCACCUGCAGGAAAACAGCAUUGAGCUGCUGGAAGACCAGGCCUUGGCUGGGCUCUCAUCCCUGGCACUGCUGGACCUCAGCAGGAACCAGCUGGGCACCAUCAGCCGUGAGGCCCUGCAGCCCCUGGCCAGCCUGCAGGUCCUGCGCCUCACAGAGAACCCAUGGCGCUGUGACUGUGCCCUGCAUUGGCUGGGGGCCUGGAUCAAGGAGGGAGGCCAGAGGUUGCUCAGUUCCAGAGACAAGAAGAUCAUGUGUGCAGAGCCCCCACGCCUGGCACUUCAGAAUCUCCUGGAUGUGUCUGGCAGUAGCCUCAUCUGCAUCCCGCCUUCUGUGCAUGUUGAGCCGCUGGAGGUGACAGCCAACCUGGGCCCCACUGAUUGGCUGUCCCGGCCAGGCGGCAGCCGCGACGCCCCGCCUCCGACCGCGCUGAGCGCCCCCAUUGGCUGGCGGCCGGAGUCGCCCUCGCGGCGGGAGAUUCACUGGGCGCGGGGCACCAAGCCCGUCGGGCAGGCGCGCGCCAUGGAGCGGCUGCGGGACGUGCGGAUGCAGCUGCAGGCGUGGGAACGUGCGUUCCGGAGGCGUCAUGAGCGGCGGCCGGGCCAGGAGGACGUGGAGAAGGCGCCCGAGGAGACCCGCGCACUCUAUCGGGAGUACCGCGCCCUGAAGGGGACCCUGGGCCAGGCCGGCGGCGUUGGGCCCCACGGCCCGGUGCAAUCGCUUCCAGCGGCAGCGAAGGAGGUGCUGGAGCCUAGCUGUUGGGGGUCCCACCUGAAUCGGGCUGCAACCCUGACGCCCCACCCUACUCCAGGGCCGAGUCCUCGUGGGUCUGUGCAGGACUACGGGGAGAGGCUUAAGGCCAAUGUAAAGGGCACCAUGCAGGCAGGGCUAGCCCUGAGCCACAUACCUCGGCUUCCACGAAGACCCUCCACCAAGAGGCCUUCCCUGCAGCUACCAGGGACUGCCACCAUCUCUCCAGAAGAAGUCAGUGAGGUGCUUCCCCAGCCUCCCAGGCCCCAGCUGAGGCCAGGCCGGCUCCAGCAGCUGCGGGCCUCCCUCAGCCUGCGGCUGGGCUCCCUAGAUCCUGGCUGGCUGCAGCGAUGUGACAGUGAGACCCCAGAUUUUCUGGAGAAUCCUGAGGUCUGCCAGCCCAUCGUGGGUACAGAGGAGCCACAGUCUCUGACUUCAGGUGUCCCAUCUGUCCUUGGUCCCAGCACUGGCCUCGAGGCACCUUCACAGGGCUCAGAGGCUCCGGACUCGGUGCAGGGAGCCGCAGUCAGUGCAUGGAGCCCCCCACCUGGCAGCAGUCAAGGCAAGAAGCGGAGCCGGAGUAGGGAGCCAGAGGGGAGCCCUGCACAGGCCCAAGAGGACAGCGGCCAAGUGCGACCCCUGCCUGAGGGCGCUGGGGAUGCAGCGCUUGUGGAGGACUGCCCAGGGGGGCCCGUGCAGGUUCAGCGCCCACGCAGCCCUGCAGCCCCCAGGUACCACAGCCUCAGCCCCAGCGAGGUGGCCUUGAGUUGGGCCAGGGUGGGGAGGGCUUUGGGCACGUCCCACCUGUGCAUUCUUUCUAGGCCAGCUGCUUGGAACAGAGGUAAUUACAUUCGGCUCAACCUAAAGCAGAAACGCUAUGUGCGGGGCCCGGCCCUGCGUGGCAGAUUCCUCCGCAAGCAGGUGUGGAAGCAGAAGUGGCAGAAAAAACAGGAACGUUUUAGGGGCAGUCAGCUCAGAACCACAGCCAAGGGUUCUUGUUUCCGGUGUGGGCAACUCGGCCACUGGGCAUCCCAGUGCCUCCAGUCAGAACCUACCCUGGCCCUUCAGAAGGAUGGUGGCAAGGAUGACAAGGACAGGCAAAACCUGCCUGCAUUGGAGGAAGUAUCCCAGAGGAUGGACAUUGCCAGCUGCCAGCUGCCAGCUGCAGGUGAGGAAAAGACAGAACCUGCUGGGCCUGAGUUGCUGGUGCCUGUGGAGCCGCCUGUGCCACCAUGCCCGCCCCCAGCUGUGCCACCACUCUACCUGCCAGGGUCCUCAGGUCAGGUGGCAGAGACACCAGCUGAGGUGUUGCAGGCCCUGGAGCAGCUGGGGCACCGAGCCUUCCGCCCUGGACAGGAGUGCGCGGUCAUGCGCAUCCUGUCUGGCAUGUCCACGCUGCUGGUGCUGCCCACGGGUGCUGGCAAGUCCCUGUGUUACCAGCUUCCUGCGCUACUGUACGCCCGGCGAAGCCCCUGCCUCACACUGGUCAUCUCUCCUCUCCUCUCGCUCAUGGACGACCAGGUGUCGGGCCUGCCCCCCGGGCUGAAGGUGGUCUGUGUGCACUCAGGCCUGACCAAGAAGCAGAGGGACUCGGCCCUGAAGAAGGCUCACGCAGCCCAGGUGCACGUGCUGAUGCUGUCGCCCGAGGCACUGGUUGGGACUGGGGCAGGAGGCCCUGCCUGCCUUGCUCAACUGCCCCCAGUGGCCUUUGUCUGCAUCGAUGAAGCCCACUGCCUUUCCCAGUGGUCCCACAACUUCCGACCCUGCUACCUGCGUGUCUGCAAGGUGCUGCGGGAACAGCUGGGCGUGCGCUGCUUUCUGGGUCUCACGGCCACGGCCACUCAUAGCACUGCCCUGGAAGUGGCCCAGCACCUGGGCAUAGCCACAGAGGCUGUCCUCAGGGGACCAGUCACCAUCCCCACCAACCUGCACCUCUCUGUGUCCAUGGACAGGGACCCAGACCAGGCUUUGGUGACACUGCUGCAGAGUGACCGUUUUCGCAUCCUGAACUCUGUUAUCAUCUAUUGCAACAGACGACAGGACACUGAGCGUGUCUCUGCUCUGCUCCGCACCUGCCUGCAAGGCAGAGCCCAGGAGGCUUCGGUGGAAGCCUACCACGCGGGCAUGUGCAGCCAGGAGCGGCGGCGGGUGCAGAGGGCAUUCAUGGAGGGCCAGCUGAGGGUGGUGGUGGCCACAGUGGCCUUCGGGAUGGGGCUCGAUCGGCCAGAUGUGCGGGCUGUGCUGCACCUGGGGCUGCCCCCAAGCUUUGAGAGCUACGUGCAGGCCGUGGGUCGUGCCGGACGUGACGGGCAGCCUGCACAUUGCCACCUGUUCCUGCAGCCCCAGGGUGAAGACCUGCAGGAGCUGCGCAGGCAUGUGCAUGCCCACGCCACCGACUUCCUGGCUGUGAAGAAGCUGGUGCAGCGUGUGUUCCCACCUUGUGCCUGCUCCCCCCGGAUCUUGGAGCAGGCGGGAGGCGGGACUCCAGAGAGGGUCUCAGCCAAGUCCCCGUGGGAGGCCCAGCAACCCAGCCAAGACCACACAGCCCGGUGCCCAGGCCACGAGCGGGUGCUCCCAGUGCAGCCGAUAGUGCAGGCGCUGGACAUGACUGAGGAGGCCAUUGAGACCCUGCUGUGCUACCUGGAGCUGCACCCACAGCACUGGCUGGAGCUGCUGCCAUCCACCUACGCCCACUGCCACUUGCGCUGCCCUGGGGGCCCCACCCAGCUUCAGGCCCUGGCCCGCAGGUGUCCCCCGCUGGCUGUGUGCUUGGCCCGGCAGCUGCCUGAGAACAUAGGUCGGGGAAGAGGCGAAGUGGAGUUGGAUAUGGCUGAGCUGGUGGACUCUCUGGGCUGGGAGCUGGCCCCUGUGAGGCGGGCCCUCCAGCAGCUACAGUGGGACCCGGAGCCCAGGACAGCCCAGGACAAGGACCAGAUCUGCGACUUCCUGUACAGCCGCGUGCAGGCCCAAGAGUGCGAGGGCCUGGCCCGCCUGCACCGUGUCUCCCAGGCAUUCCACAGUGUUGCCUUCCCCAGCUGCGGGCCAUGCCUGGAGCAGCCGGACGAGGAGCGCAGUGCCAGCCUCAAGGCCCUGCUUGGCCACUACUUCCAUGAGGAGGGGCCAGGGGACAUGCACAACGAGCAGGGCCCAGAGCCGGGACAGGCCAUGUUCCAGGACUGGGAGCCCCAGAUUCGCAAGGACAUCCGUCACUUCCUGUCCUCAUGGCCAGAGCAGCAGUUCUCAGGCAGGGCUGUGGCCCGCAUCUUCCAUGGCAUCGGAAGCCCCUGCUACCCGGCCCAGGUGUAUGGGCGGGACCGGCGCUUCUGGAGAAGAUACCUGCACCUCAGCUUCCAUGCCCUGAUGCGCCUGGCCACUGAGGAGGUCCUGCUGUGGGGCCACUGACUGCCCCCCCCCCACGUCACAGGCAUGAGCAGGGCUGUGUCACAGUAUGGACGGCAUCAGGUGCAGCCGCUCAUCGAGGCAAAAACAAGGGGACACUGGUGGCCAGGACAGUGAACCACCCUGGGCAAAGCCCACUGCCAGGAAGGUGGGGACAUGGAGGCCCCAAAAUGCGGAAUAAAAGAUGCUCAGUUUG